Sphaeroforma arctica JP610 is the source of this 222-nucleotide messenger RNA. RefSeq lists its product as hypothetical. The record is from RefSeq and is a predicted model, not a curated record. NCBI's taxonomy places the organism in Eukaryota, Ichthyosporea, Ichthyophonida. The transcript has a single exon. Bases 1 to 222 code for a protein of 73 amino acids.
AUGUUGCACAUCAAGUCCGAGAUCAUGGACGUCGCCCAGACCAUAAUGGUUGACGACCUUGCAUGUCUCAUCAACAAGAUUAACAUUCUCAUACAAUACCUCAAAAAGGUCACAAUCUCCCACGCCGAAGUCGCCGAAGUCUUAAAGAGCCACGGCGGCACCACGCUGUUGCAGAGAGGCGUGGCUGACCCGCGUCAUGUGCUAGAAGAAAUAAAUCAAUAA